This is a messenger RNA of Folsomia candida, 1311 nucleotides long. RefSeq names its product SEC14-like protein 4. NCBI's taxonomy places the organism in Eukaryota, Metazoa, Arthropoda, Collembola, Entomobryomorpha, Isotomidae. The transcript has 7 exons. Gene Ontology annotation, cellular component: cytoplasm. The record is from RefSeq and is a predicted model, not a curated record. The coding region runs from base 188 to 1030 and encodes 280 amino acids.
AUGUUUAGCUUAAAUAUAUAGAAUUAGUGGGUAGCUUCCUCCCUCCCACCUCCUUAACCCUCCCGUCGUCGUCUUGACUUCGCAAAUAAUAGUUCUCAAACUGGUGCGAUUUCAGUUCAGUUUAUUUUCAACUUUUGACAAGGGAUAAUCUAAUAGAAAUUAAAGUAUUCCGUAAACAAUUAAUACUAUGGGCUCAUUUUUGGCAACAUUAUUAGUGCUUUUGUGCAUUGGUUUUGGAGACAAUGGCGUCGUUGAGGCAAGCGUCGCAGCGGAAAAGGACCUGUCACUGUCCCCUGCAGAAAAGCAGUCUCUGGACAAGUUUAAAGCAGUGAUGACCCCUGUAUUGUUUGACGACCGGUUGAAACAGGAAGCGUACCUUGUUCGGUGGUUGCGAGCAUCUCGAUUCGAUAUCAAAAAGGCGGAGAAAAUGUUGCUGGAGAAUUUACGAUGGCGAGAUGAGUUUCAAAUGGACGGCAUUCAUGACGAGGACUGGUCAGAAUUUGAGGACAGAUUUCCUUACGAGGUUUCAUUCGACAAGGAAUUUCAACCAGUGAUCACAAGUCACAUGGGACAGUGGGACUUUCGCCAGGUAAUUCUUGCCGGAAAACGGCAUAAAAUGCUUCGCUACAUCUUCAAAUUAUUGGAUGACAUCGACCAAGGUAUUCAAAAGAGUCAGGCCGAGGGGAAGCUAGUCACGCGUGGAAGCGUAGUAACCAAUCUGAAAGGAUACAAUUUAAUGCAGCAGGGUUGCGUGCAAUGUAUUCCACUCUAUCUGGAAAUGAUCCACGCCCUCGACAGCUAUUAUCCCGGCUUAUUUGAUAAAAUGAUCCUUGUGAAUGUUCCAUCCACUUUUCAAGCGCUGCUCAACAUUGUAAAGCAAACCAUGUCCCAAGACAACCAAAAAGGGCUCAUGGUUUUUGGAUCGAACCCAAAAAAGUGGCAGAAUUAUCUAUUACAAUGGAUCGACCGGGAUGAACUUCCCCUUGAGUUUGGAGGAAAUAAGAUUACACUUUCCAACAAUGACUUUUGAUGUUUUAUUAAUCGACAAGUUUGCUCAUGAUUAGUUGUGAGUUUGAUUGAUGCGGCUUCAAUUCGAUCCAUCCGACCUGAUUAUAUUAUUUAGGUGACUUAUUUAUUACGCUAUAUGUAGAUAGUUUCAAUUAUAUGGUGUAAUACGUAAAAUUUAUUUUUGUCGCAGUUUGGGUUAGGUAGGUUAAUUAGUUUUUAAAUUUUUAUUACAACUUAAAUGUUGGGCAUUAUAGUUACCUAUACAUAUAAGUACAAUAAAAAUAAAUUUGUAUGCAUGAUGAA